Messenger RNA from Caenorhabditis angaria, 2389 nucleotides. NCBI's taxonomy places the organism in Eukaryota, Metazoa, Nematoda, Chromadorea, Rhabditida, Rhabditidae. The record is from the annotation of a GenBank genome assembly.
UUGCACACAUCAGGUCGGAGUCAGGGUUGCGGGAACAUACAUAUGUAAGCCAAUCUCUUAUCUGCUCAUUUUUCAACUACUCCCCAAUAUCUUUUUUUUCUCUUCAUUUUACAGCCAUUCUCACACUAUUUUGUCUAUGUCGAUAUUACAAACAUGGAUCAACUUUUGGCUGAUUUUGGUUUUCAAUUUACCGAGUAAGUAUUUUUCUUAAAUCAUGAUCGUGAGGUCUGAAAUUAAAAAAAAUUAUUUCAGAUGCUUCUGGAAAUGAGAUGAUAGUGAAAUUAUUCGAACGAUUAAUGGUUGAUUAUAAUCGAAGUGUUCGACCAGUUCAUAAUGCUAGUGAUAAAUUAGUUGUACAUUUGGGUGCCAGUUUAUGUCGUCUUCUUGAUGUCGAUGAAGUUAAUCAAGUUUUAACCACGAGUUUGUGGCUAGAAAUGGUGAGAUUAUUGGGAUAUCACUGAAAAUUUUAAAAAAUGAGAUAUUCUGGAAAAGUUCGGAUGAAUAUUUUUCAGCAAUGGCGAGAUAAAAAGCUCACAUGGGAUCCAAAAGAAUGGGACGGUGUUCAAUAUCUAGAUAUACCUUCAGAUCAACUUUGGGUUCCAGAUAUUGUUUUGUAUAAUAAGUAAGUGUUUCCCAGACAUUUUAUUGUUAUUUAUAUUCAAAUCAGUGAUUGUUUUUAGUGCUGAUGGUGAGCCACAUAUAACAAUAACAAAUAUGGCGCGUGUUGAUUAUACCGGACUGAUUGUAUGGCAACCGCCAUCAAUUUAUAAAAGUUUCUGUCAAGUUAGCGUUUAUUAAUAAUAUUCUUUAUUUGAUUUGGAAAACAAUGAUACAAAUAGUAAUAAAACCUUUUUUUUUCAGAUUGACAUCCAAAACUUUCCAUAUGAUGAACAGACGUGUAAAUUGAAAUUUGGUGGUUGGACAAAUGAUGGUGGAAAAGUAAUAGUUUAUCAAAUUCCGGUGAAUGAAAAUGAUGUUCCGGAAGCUCGCACUGAACUUAGCGAGAGCGGUGAAGUGAUAGAUUUUUUAUUUCUUGAAGAUGGUCUUGGUCUCGGUUUUUAUCAUGAGUAUGUUUACACAUUAUUUAUGCAACCUUAAAAUUGAAUAUGUAUAUAAAUAUAUUCAAAAAAUGAAUUAUAGAAGUGCCGAAUGGGAUCUUCUCAGUGCUACUUCUUCCAGAAAUAUCAAAGUUUAUCCAGGUUGUUGUGGUAACCAAUAUUAUAUUGAUAUCACGUAAGUUAUAGUUAUUAAGAAAAAUUGUCCUGUUUAUAUAGUAAUUUCUAUUUUAGAUAUAUUAUUUUAAUUCGUCGGAAAGCUAUUUUCUUCACUGUAACCUUAACAAUUCCAUGUAUGCUUAUUGGUAUGUUUUUCAGCUAUUGAUUUCCAAUGCUUAUACCUAAACUUUCAACAGAUUAUCUAAUUGAAUAAUUUCAGCUAACUUGACACCUUUCGUAUUUGUAAUUCUUCCCAAUGAGCAUAAAAUGACAUAUUCAAUCUCGGUUCUUGUCGCAUUUUCUGUGUUUUAUUUGGUUUUGAUUGAUAUUAUACCGCCAACUUCAACGAAUAUGUCUUUGAUCGGGUGCUACUUAUUAUUCACAUUGUUUAUGGUCUCAAUAUCUUGUAUUCUCUCGGUUAUCACUAUCAAUAUGUAUAGGAAGUGAGUUUUUUUGAGAAUAUGUAUGUGAAAAGAAAAAAUUUAAAAAUUUCGCUUUCUUGUUAAAAAAUUUCUGUAAAUUCCCACUUCUCAUCAAAUUACCAUAUCGUCUUCAGACAAGCAUUCGCAUCAGAAAUGACAAGUUGGCAACGAUGGCUUUUCAUUCAAAAAUUACCUCCUCUGCUUCGUCUCAAACCACUUGAAGAUAGCCUGGAUGACGAUGGUAGUGAUGCAACAACAACCAGAACUGGAAGUGUCUCUAAUACCGCUUCUCUCGGUGCCAAGCCAUCAAUUCCAAAUAACAAUAAUAAUUCGCCAAUAUUUCCUCCGCAAAGAUUGCGUCUUUUGAGUUUGGUUCAAAUGGAUGAAGCGUUGAAACAAAGAUGCGCUGCUGACAAUCUAGAUUUGUUCAAGAAAAUCGCAGGUCAUUUGAGUAUCAUUUCAGCGCAUUUUCAGAAUCAACAAAUGGAAAGCAAGGUUGGAUCUAAAACUGUUUUUUUAACAAACAAACAAACGAAAAUCUUGCAGAUAACUGACGAAUGGCAACUAAUGUCAUUAGUUAUUGAUCGAAUAUUUCUUAUAAUAUACUUAAUUAUAAAUAUCGGAGCCGAUAUUUGGUUUAUCUAUUCUGCUCCAACACUUUUCGACUCCCGUCCUUCACUCGUGCGUACUCUUCCAUCAAAACCAUUAAGCGGUUCAUUCACAAUUUUUCAAUCAAAUCAUUCAAUUAAUUAA